CCCGCCCCGCCGCGUCACUGCCGGAGCGGCCCAAGAUGGAAGCCGGCGCCAGCGACGGGGGACCGCUCCCUAGGCUCCGGCGCCCUUUACGGCCAGGGGCAGAGCCCCGCGACCCGCUGCUGCCGCAGCCGCCUUUCGGGGGCGCAGGGACAGCCGAAGAGUCUACAGCUGUAGAGAAGAAGAAGCAGCCUCUUGCCAGACUGAAUAUUCAUUCUGCAUUCUGGAUUUUGGCAUCAAUUGCUGUGACAUACUACUUUGAUUUUUUCAAAACUGUUAAAGAAACUAUUCAAGCAGAUAGCUGGUGGCUUGCCUCUGGCAGUUGUUUGUUGGCUGCAUGUUUAUCUGUUGCCUUUUACUGCAUACUGUAUCUUGAGUGGUAUUGUGGUAUUGAGGACUACGAUACACAGUAUCCGGCACUGAUACCUAUCACAACAGCUACCUUUAUUGCAGCAGCAAUUUGUUUCAAUGUUGCCUUGUGGCCUGUCUGGUCGUUUAUGACACCUUUGUUGCUCUUCAUUCAGUUUAUGGGUGUUGUGAUGCUUGUGUCACUCCUGGGAUAAAUCCUUCAGCUUCAUGUGAAGGACUCAAGCAACUGUUACCCUGCCAAGUGAAUGUCACUUUUGUAACACUCCAAUGCUUUUAUUGUUUCUAAUACUGCUUGUUUGCUCUGAUACUGUAAUUAUUAUACUGCCUGAUUUAUAAAUUAAAUGGAUAUAACCAUGGGUCUGCCAGUGGCUGGGAGAAAGCAACUGAUUAGUAAAUAAUUGAAGGAUACAUAGGUUUUACCUCUCUUAGAGACAUAAAGCAUUUCCUCACUGUUUAGUAAAGCUUCUAUUUAUAUUUCAUUUUUAAACAGCUGGGUAGUAAGCCAUAGAACAGUUUGGGUUAGAAGGGGCCUAUAAAGCUCAUCUCUGGGGACUCCAGAGAUCACCUAGUCCAACUUCCUGCUCAAAGCAGGUUGUUUCAUUUGUAAAUUCAAAUCUUGUGGGAUCUUAAUACUAGAUUCUUUCUACUUGCAGCAAUAAAGAGGCUGAUAUUAAUUUAAAUGCAAAUAGUCAUGCACAAUUGGGCAAAUAAAACAACAUUGUCUGUUCAUCUUGGCUGAGGUGCUUAAUCAUCUGGAAACCUGGGCACCAUCUAAUUGCUUGACCAUUUUAUAUAGAUCCUUGUGUUAAAUACUUUCACACCUACACCUUUUGGAAGAUAGGAGAUUGUAGAAGCUGGAUAUUGAAACUUGCUAAAAUUUACUCCUUGUGACUGGUGCUUGAACACUGGACUGUUAGAGGAGACUGUGUUUUUCAUUCUGACUUUCAAUUUCAUACCAUUGCUGAGUACAAAGUACAUGAAAUAUUUAGUAAUGAAAAUGAUAGACAUUGUCUUUAGCUGCUGCUGUUUCAGUAUGGAAAAAUGUUGCUAUUGGUAUUCAAUACAAAAGACCAGUCAAACCAAACUAAAAUAUAUUUAGCACUACUGUUAAGUAGCUCAUAGAGUAAGUUAACAGCUUGAUUUUUUUAAAAUGUAAUGUUUAAGUUUUCCAAACCCAGUUGUACUUCAUCUUUAAAAAGCGAGUUGUUUAUCUUCAUCUUUUAACAAUCUUUAACUAUUUUACAUGUGCAUACACAGGUACAUUUGAGUAACUUGUUUAUUAUGGUAUUUAAAAAGCAGUGCUGCUCAGGGAUGGUAAUUAUCACUGUAUUUUUGUCAGCUAUAUAAAUGCUCUAGCUGGUUUAAAUUGCCUUGUACUCUUGAAUUAAAAUUACUGUUUACUACAUGGUUUUUCACGUUUGUUCUUCUGGACAUAAUAAACUUUGUAUAAAAGUGA
This is a messenger RNA of Neopsephotus bourkii (Bourke's parrot), 1822 nucleotides long. It is a transcript of the gene TMEM128, whose product is annotated as transmembrane protein 128. The transcript has 5 exons. The record is from RefSeq and is a predicted model, not a curated record. The coding region runs from base 36 to 560 and encodes 174 amino acids. NCBI's taxonomy places the organism in Eukaryota, Metazoa, Chordata, Aves, Psittaciformes, Psittacidae.